Toxotes jaculatrix (banded archerfish) is the source of this 1773-nucleotide messenger RNA. RefSeq names its product adaptor related protein complex 5 subunit sigma 1 (gene ap5s1). The transcript is spliced from 3 exons. NCBI's taxonomy places the organism in Eukaryota, Metazoa, Chordata, Actinopteri, Toxotidae. Gene Ontology annotation, biological process: endosomal transport; double-strand break repair via homologous recombination. Gene Ontology annotation, cellular component: cytosol; AP-type membrane coat adaptor complex; lysosome. Bases 109 to 711 code for a protein of 200 amino acids. The record is from RefSeq and is a predicted model, not a curated record.
GCUGACCAACGCGGAAGAGAGAAAUGAGUAGGAGCGUAACAACGCUAAGUUACUUCUGUUCGUGAAAAAUAAGUGUCUGUUUGGUGUUUUUUGUCCAUACGCGCCAACAUGGUUCGGUGUUUCCUGAUCCACACCGUGUGUCCGGUCAGUGCUCUGUCUGCUGGGGAGAGCAGGGUCCUUUACUCCCGGGUUUUCGGUCCAGAUGAGGGAAUCCUGACCGACCAGCACCGGGAACUCAGCCCGGAGGAGAGGCGACUUCUGCAGAAGGAGAAGGCAGCGGUGGUGGCGAGGCAGGUGAAGAGCGCCGUGUGUCUGUCCCGGGAGGCUUCAGGCCGGCUGCUGGUGGAGGCGGUGCCGGGCGAGGAGGCUCUGGCCCUGCAGGAGGCGAACAGCGGAGUGGUACGCCUGAGAGCUGGAGACCCCUUCACCGAGGAGAUGAGCGCUCUGUGGCUGGGAGUCCAGAGUCUGGGCUUCACGCUGGUGUGUGAGCCCCACGAGAACCUGCUGCUGGCCGAGGGAACCCUCCACAACCUGACCCGACACUGCCUGGAGCAUCUGCACAUGCUGGGGCAGGGGAGCGAGGUCCUGCUGAGGAGCAACCGUAUCGAUGCUCUGCUCAGCCGCCUGCUUCCUCACGGGCAGCUCCUCUUCCUCAACCACCGCUUCGCCCAGAGUCUGGAGAAGGAGGUAGCGGCCUACAUGGCCAAGUGAAGCGUAUACGGCGGCCAUUUUGAGGUCACCUCUGUCACCUCGCUGCAGUCUGACUUCCAGUCUGAGCUCUGUUACUUCUAGUCUGUCUCUGCUAGCUUUCAAACAAACAAGUCGACUCUUGUUUACCUUUGGUGACAUUUCUGCGGCGGCAGACGAAGAACGGACUACUGGCAGCUGCUGUUUCAGAUUGCAUGAGGUGGUAAACACACAGAGUGGUAUCUCCCUCAGCCACUUGCAGCUCACUGUUGACUGUUCACUGUGUGGGAGGCUUCAGUUCAAAUCCUGUUUGUCAAAUUGAAGAGUGGAAAGGAAAAUGUGGCAGAUUAAAGAGUGCAGCUGAAGAGGCCAGUUAAAACCUACUUAUCAGCAUCAAAGACUGCUAUUUAUCUAAUUCCCCAUACUUGAAAUGUCACAGUGUGACCUUGAGCAACCAGACUUCACCUGGUUUCUGUUUUGUUUUUUUGACUUUUGAGUGUAAAUGAAUCAUGAAGUGUGUUAUUGCAUUAUCGUGACUUCUAACAGAGCUUUUGUUCCUGAAGAGUAGGAGGAAACCAGAACAGGAUUUAAAAAAAAAAAUGCAGUUCAAGGUGAUGAUUCAUCUCAUUGUAAAAACAAAUGGAGCAAAGAAAAAUCAAAGUCAAACAUGUUUAAUGUCAUUUUGAACCAAAAAUGUCAGAAUUCAUGAGACACUGCGGACAAUGAAACAGGCAGGAGAUUGCAUGAAAUAUUAUAAAACUACAAUGAAUGAAGGCAGAUGUUGGCAUCCAGAAUACCGAACAAAACUGGAAACAUUCAGACACAACAAAUAACAACUGCAUUCCCAUGUCUUUGUGGACAUCUGUUGUACCUCUGACUGUGUCUCCCUGUGAACCCAGACUCUCCUGCUCCUCCGGCUGCACUCAGAAAAGCCUCUGAACCCCCAGAUUUUGUGUUGGCAACUAAAUCCAAAACUAAAGCGGUGAUCUCUAGGGAGAAAAAAAAAACCUGUCUGGUUGCCAACAUCAGUUGCUUUGAUCUUCUCCUUUUUUCUGUAUUCAAAAAUAAAACUAAUUUCUAGUAUCA